Molecule: messenger RNA, 2028 nt
Organism: Opisthorchis viverrini
Lineage: Eukaryota; Metazoa; Platyhelminthes; Trematoda; Opisthorchiida; Opisthorchiidae
Exons: 8
Coding region: 502-1365 (287 amino acids)
Biological process (GO): ceramide biosynthetic process
Cellular component (GO): membrane
Molecular function (GO): sphingosine N-acyltransferase activity
Source: RefSeq, a predicted model, not a curated record
AGAAAGCCUAUUGAAGACGACACCGUGGAUAUAAAUUUUUCACUUUUCAUUUGGACGUGAUCUUGUUCUCCCCGUAUCUCUGAUCCUGACACAGGACGAUGUCCUGGCUUAUUGAUUCCUAUCGGACCUUCAGAGGCUACUUAUGGUCAGACUGGUUCUGGCUACCGCAUCCUGUCACCUGGGCUGAAGUUCAAACAUACAGCAAGGGAUACGAGAUUCCCUCCUUUCUUAAAAGGUGUCUCCUUGUUGCAUCUGUCCUAUCUGUUCUCCGUUAUGUUCUCACUCAGUAAGUACCUGGUUACUAUUCGAACGCUCAUCUCACUUCUUCAGUUUCAUAUUUGUCCCACUGGGACAACAUUUCGGGCUACGACUACCCAACCGAUCAUCCGUAUCCCCGAAUGCGCUGCUUGAGAGCACCUUUUCAAAAACACGCAGACCCUCAAGGGAAACUAUUCAGGUAUUUUGUACACGCCAACUCUGCUUUAUAUCUCACGAUAGGAAAUGUCCGAGGCUUUAAAUAUGGACCCAAAGAUAGUGGAAUUUUGGUUUCAUAAAAGAAGGAAUUUGAGUAAAACUCCUGUGAUUUUAAAGUUUUCCGAGUCAGGGUGGAAGUUUUGUUUUUACACGACCAUGUUUUUCUACGGGGUCUAUGUUCUUCAUGAUAAAGACUACUUGUAUGACACCAGCUUGACCAUAAUCGGUUAUCCAAAACAUUAUAUGCCUUCAGAGAUCCAUUGGUACUAUGUGAUUGAACUUGGCUACUAUCUGUCCGAACUAUUCUGGGUCUUCUACGGCGUACGUCGUUCUGAUUUUAAAGUGCUUGUCGUUCACCAUAUGGCAACGAUCGGUCUUUUAUCCUUCUCCUACAUGACCAAUCAUCAUCGUAUCGGAGCUAUCAUUCUCGGACUUCAUGACAUUGCCGACUGUUGGAUGGAGAGUGCGAAGAUGUUCAAAUACCUGAACAGGCACCGUUUUGCUGAGGUGUUAUUUUCUAUUUUCGUUGGAGUUUGGAUCAUCACUCGAUUAACCUAUUUUCCCUUCUGGGUAAUUCACGCAGUGUUCAAAUAUGGUUAUCCCGAAAGUGGAAUUUAUCCUGUCUACGCGCUCAUCGUCGGAUGGCUUUUACUGCUACAGUUUAUGCAUGUCUACUGGUUUUAUCUGAUCAUGAAUAUCGUACUGCAGCUAAAAACGAAGGGCGAAGCUACGCAAGAUUGCAGGAGCGACAGCGAAACAUCAGAUGAGCUUGCCUAUGCGAAUGGGUCACAUUCUCCCUUAGAAGCGAAGGUCAAUGGAUUCGUCCUACCCGAUCUCAGAGAGGGGGAUCAGACGCUGUCUCAUCGCACGCCCACAGAGUUCGUCAAGUAGAUCACACCUAUUGAAAACCAUCCAUCUAGCAACUUUCACACAUCCGAACCCGUUCAGGACGCUACAUAUCAGUACUCUGCCCGCAUCCAUACGGAGGGCGUGACGUGCGAAAACUUGCUAGCUCAAAAAAUACCCAUGAUGCCAAUGUGAAACAGUGUAUCUUUUCUUCCCCUUUUACGAUCGCAUAGGCUUUCUAUCCCCCUUUGUGUUUCUGGGCUGUGACUUUUAAACCAACUUAUUUUGGCGGACCAACCGACGCAUGUGGAUUUAUUAUUGUCCCGCUAGCUCAGUUUUUUUUCGCGCAGUUUGUGCACUGUUUACAAUGGCCAGCAGCAUAUCCUCUUUUUCCCUUUCUACCCGCUACACUUCAAGACGUAUUGUACUCUCUUGUUGCAUUCCGGACCGUAUCAAACACCUUCGGGAACCCUAGUGAUGUUGGCAACAUCGGAACUAUCAACUUCACAGUUGUCUUUACGCCUCGAUUAUCUUUUUUUGCCCGAUACAAUAUAGUUCAGGUUGUGAAUCCUUGUAAAACGAUAAACAAAACGCCUGACAUUUAUUACUGUAUACCAGAACAACUUCAAAUCAGAGACCUGUCCGGCAAGGACAAGUCGGCUGUAUCUGAAAUUAUAUGAUUUUUUUCGUAAAACUCAUGCUUGCCCU